AUAUUGAACACCCAUUCUUUCGAGACCUUCAUAGAGCAUAUGCUGAUUAUUUAAAUUCAAGAGCUGCACUAUCUAAUAGAAGUUUAGAAUUUUAUAAUUUAAUCACUUAUACCGUUCUUAAAAAUAAGCAAGACUCAUAUCAGUUAAAACUUAAUAUUGGUGAUAUUGUGUGGCUCUUAUUUCUCCCUGGUAUUGUCGAAUUUGGUGGCUCUUAUUUUGUCGCUAGUGUCAUCGAAUUUGGUGGCUAUUAUUUCAUCAUUGGUGUCGUCAAAUUUGGUGGCUCUUAUUUCAUCGCUGGUGUCGUCGAAUUUGGUGGCUCUUAUUUCGUCGCUGUUCGUUGGUUAUUAUUUCGUCUUGGUGUUGUCGAAUUUGGUAGUUAUCAUUUCGUCGUUGGUAUCAUUGAAUUUGGUGGCUCUUAUUUCGUUGCUGGUGUCGUCGAAUUCAGUCGUUCUAUUUCAUCAUUGGUGUCAUGGAGUUUGGUGGUCAUUAUUUUAUCUUGGUGUCAUCAAAUUCGUGUCAUCGAAUUUGACAUUAUUAGUCGUCAUUGGUGUCGUCGAAUUCGGUGUUAUUAUUUCGUCGCUGGUGUCAUCAUGUUUGGUGGUUAUUAUUUUAUCGCUAGUGUCAUUGAAUUCGGUCAUUCUAUUUCAUCAUUGGUGUCAUUAAGUUUGGUGGUCAUUAUUUUGUCUUGGUGUUAUCGAAUUCAGUGGUUCUAUUUCGUCGUUGGUGUUAUCGAAUUUGGUGACUCUUAUUUCGUCCCUGUUGUCGUCAAAUUCAAUGGCUCCUAUUUUGUCGCUGGUAUCGUCGAUUUGGGUGGUUAUUAUUUUGUCAUUGAUGUCAUCAAAUUUGGUAUCGCUGGUGUCGUCGAAUUCGGUAAUUCUAUUUUGUCACUGAUGUCAUCGAGUUUGUUAUUAUUUCAUCUUGGUGCCAUCAAAUUUGGUGGUUAUCAUUUCGUCAUUGGUGUCAUUGAAUUAGGUGGCUCUUAUUUUGUCACUGGUGUUGUCGAAUUUGGUGGUUAUCAUUUCGUUGUUGGUGUCGUUGAAUUUGGUGGUUAUCAUUUUGUCAUUGAUGUCUUUGAAUUUAGUAGUUCUUAUUUUGUCAUAUUUUAUCUUAGUGGCAUCAAAUUCGGUAGUUUUAGUGUCAUCGAAUUUA
Messenger RNA from Cetraspora pellucida, 1149 nucleotides. The record is from the annotation of a GenBank genome assembly. Lineage: Eukaryota; Fungi; Glomeromycota; Glomeromycetes; Diversisporales; Gigasporaceae.